UUUGGACAAACAGAGGCGAUGCUGUCGAAGGUUACAAGUUUCGAAAUUUGAAUUAGCCGUGAGAAAUGAACGGUUGGGUUUCAAUUUCUGGACGCGGAGCGGACUUGUGAUUAAAUCCGACCCGCUUUUUCCCAGCAUCCGCUCCAGUACUCCUUUUUUUUAAGGAACGGAACGUGUGUCCGUCGUGUCAGUGUUAUGCAUCUCCGUGGUGGCGGCGCACUUCAUCGCCUCCGGCAGCCUACCGACGCCCGCACGUACGCCUCUCUCCUCCGCUCACUAGCCCGAUCCUCUUGCCCCUCUCCGCUCCGCCGCCUCCGCCAGAUCCAUGCGCACCUCGCGCUCCUCGGCAUCCUCCACGACGACGACGCUCCACUCGCCGCCCGCCUCUCCGACGACUUCCCUUCCGCCUCCCUCCUCCUCUACCAUGCCGACCGUCCGUCCUCCCUCCUAUUCAAUGCCCUCCUCCACUCCCACUCCCUACGCGGCUCCCCCCUCGAAAAUCUCUGCCUAUUCCGACGGAUGCUUGCUCUUGGCCUCCCUCCCGACCACUUCACCUUUCCCUUCGCCCUCAAGGCCGCCUCCGACCUCUCCUUUCUCUCCUUAGGCCGCACCCUCCACCUCUACACGCUCCGCCGCGGCCUCCACCGAGACGCUUACGUCGGCAGCUCCCUGAUCAAUAUGUACGCCAAGUGCGGCGACCUCGACGAUGCCCACCGCAUGUUCAACGAAACGGCACUUAGACUUCCCUCCUCAUGGAACGCCCUCAUCGCCGGUUACAUGAGAGUGGGCGCCUUCGGCGCCGCCGAGAACCUCUUCGACGAAAUGCCUGAGAGGAAUAUCAUCUCCUGGACCUCCAUGAUCUCCGGCUACUGCCAGAGCGGACUAUCCGGCCGCGCGCUGAGCCUAUUCCACGAAAUGCGGCAGAGGGAUUCGGAGGUGAAGCCCAAUUGGGUGACGGUGGUGAGUGUGCUGCCGGCGUGCGCCCACUCCACCGCGCUGGAGCAAGGCGAGAGGAUCCACCAGUACGCCGCUGCCAUGGGCUUCGAUUCACAUCCCAUCGUGCAGAUUGCUCUCGUCGGAAUGUACUCAAAGUGUGGCAACCUUACCAAAGCCCGCCAACUGUUCGACAAAAUUCCUCACGGAGACAAAGAUGUCACCGCAUGGAACUCCAUGAUCACCUCCUAUGCUUCGCACGGCCUCGGUUGCGAAGCCGUAUCGACAUUCGAAGACAUGUUGAGAUCAGGCAUUCGCCCGGAUCCUAUCACAUUCACUGGCCUACUCUCUGGGUGCAGCCACGCAGGGUUGAUCGAUCAAGGCCUUGCAUAUUUUGAUUCCAUGAAGACAGUUUACCAUGUAAAGCCGCAAUCUGAGCACUACGCAUGUGUCGUGGACCUCUACAGCCGCGCCGGUCGUUUGGUUGAGGCAAUGCAGAUGAUUGAAAGGAUGGAGACCGAAGCCGGUGCUAGCGUCUGGGGUGCAUUGCUCUCAGCUUGUCGGAAUCAUGGCAAUGUGGAGUUGGCAGAGGUUGCAGCGAGCAAAUUGUUCGAAAUCGAGCCAGAAAACAGUGCUAACUAUGCGUUGCUUUGGAACAUGUACUCAGAGCUGGGCAGAUGGGACGAGGUGAAGAGGGUAAAAGCUCUAAUGCGCGAGAAAGGAACAAAGAAGAACCCCGGUUUUAGCUGGACCGAGACCAGUGCAAAAGUUUGUGCCCCACAAACAACAGAUGUUUACAUGUCUUCCUAAGAUAUCAACUAUUUAAAACCAUCAAACAUGGCGGAAAAUGAAGAACAUUAAUCAAAUAUUCUCGAGUCUCAUUAUUA
Molecule: messenger RNA, 1820 nt
Organism: Zingiber officinale
Lineage: Eukaryota; Viridiplantae; Streptophyta; Magnoliopsida; Zingiberales; Zingiberaceae
Product: pentatricopeptide repeat-containing protein At5g08510-like
Exons: 1
Coding region: 196-1743 (515 amino acids)
Biological process (GO): RNA modification
Molecular function (GO): protein binding; RNA binding
Source: RefSeq, a predicted model, not a curated record